This is a messenger RNA of Patiria miniata (bat star), 2905 nucleotides long. Its product is annotated as heterogeneous nuclear ribonucleoprotein M-like. The transcript is spliced from 14 exons. The record is from RefSeq and is a predicted model, not a curated record. Lineage: Eukaryota; Metazoa; Echinodermata; Asteroidea; Valvatida; Asterinidae. Gene Ontology annotation, cellular component: cytoplasm; nucleus. Gene Ontology annotation, molecular function: mRNA binding. The coding region runs from base 209 to 1681 and encodes 490 amino acids.
UGGCCCCGAAUGGACAAACAGUAUUUCACGGCUAGUCCCCUGUCUUCAAAUAAUGUUGCAGAUAUCUUUAUUUAUUUUCUUGAGGUGGUACCAGCCUAGAUAUGAUUGUUGCAUGAUAAAUGGAUGUAAGCGUGUACUAAAACUACUAAAAAAAAUAAAGUAACACUAACACUAACAGGCUUUUGAGUAUUGUUUUUUCGCCUGAAAAAUGGACAUGAAUUUAGAAAGUGAAUACCAACAGGGCCACUAUGAACAUCAGUAUAGUGCGGAGGACACAGACAUGCCAAAAGAGGAGCCAGACAUAUCAGAUACUACUUCAAAUGGGCAAAGUAAAAGCACCAACCAAACCAGAAACCACAGAGGCGGUCUGAAAGGCAGUCGUUCCCGCAUCCGGUUCCAUCCCUACAAGGGCAUCGGCACCAGGACUUACACAAACUCCGUCUUUGUCAGCAACAUUCCAUAUGAGCUGAGCGAGCAGGAGUUUAAAGACCUCUUUGAAGAACAAGUUGGAAAAGUGUCUUUCUGUGAGAUAUUCCCGGAGCCGGGUGGACUGUCAACGGGAUGUGGCGUGGUGGAGAUGGAACAUUCAACAGACGUGGAGAGAGCCAUAAACAAGAUGAAGAAAUACCAGAUCCAGGGACGUGGGCUUGUCGUCAGAGAUGAUAGAGAUCUCAGCUUUAGCUCGAGAUACCGAGGCCCACCAACUACCAAACCCCAGUCAUCCAUUGUCAACCCAGACGUCUUAUUUCGGCUCGGGAUCCACCCUGACGAAGUCUCCGAAACGAUCCAUAUAGCCAAUCUCUCAGAGGAGGUUGACCUGAGGAAACUGAAGGACGUGUUCAGCUUAGCCGGUCUGGUCAUGAAUCUGGAAAUCUUGAAGGAUGAGCAAGGGAAGAGCCUUGGCCUGGCCACAGUCACCUUCUCCUCAAGUGAAGAAGCAGUCAAUGCCAUCUCCAUGUUUGAUAACCAGCCCUUGUUUGAACUGAAGAUGAGCGUCAGAAUGGACAAGAGUAAGAAACGCACCCAAGAGCCAGAAAAACAGAAGGAACUUCCGCAGGGUCUUGGAGGGAUCGGCCAAAAUCUACUUUCAAGGGGUGGUGGCGGCGGCGGCAUGGGCGGAGCCAUGAUGGGCGGGCCCCCGAUGGGCGGGGCCCCGAUGGGCGGGGCCCCGAUGGGCGGGGCUAUGAUGGGCGGAGCCAUGAUGGGAGGGGCCAUGGGAGGAGCCAUGGGUGGAGCGGGCAUGUUUAACAGGAUGGGCGCUGGUGGAGACUUUGGGGGUGGCUUUGAUCAGCCAAUGGGAGGUAUGGGCAGGGGUUUUGACAUGGGUCUUGGCAUGGGGUACCAGCAGGCAGACGCCCGAGGCAACUACGGGGGUGGGUUUGGGGGUGGUCCCAUGAGGAACUACGGCCACGGAUCCUCCUCCAACACUGAACCCAGUCAAGGGUGCCAAGUCUUCAUCCGAAAUCUUUCGCCUGAAGUCAGUUGGGAGGAUCUCAAAGAUUGCUUCAAGAAAAUUGGACCAGUUUACUAUGCAGACGUUAAGAAGGACAGCGAUGGGAAAUCCAAAGGCUUUGGCACUGUCAAGUAUCACAACCCUCAACACGCUCAGCAGGCAAUAUUGUUGUUGAAUGGUGCAAGCAUCAAGGGUCGUCGCAUCGGAGUAACCAUUGGUCGGUAUUAAUACAGUCGCGUCACUCUGAUUGGCUCGGGUCUUGCUUUCCCAAAAGUUUUUUUUUUAUUGUGGUCAUAAAAGGCUUUUAGAAUGGUUACUUGAUAAAAAAUAUCCCAAAAAAUUAUUUGGAUGCAAUGUCGCAGUGUGGUAUCAGUUGGUCGUCAAAAGAAAAACAAUAAAACUGAUGAUUUUUCUUUGCGUCAUUUUAGAAAAUAUUGGGUGAAUCUCAAUCCUCUUUAAAACAAUGUCACUUGGUUGCAGAUUUUGUUUCUGUCUGGUGCAACAUACUGGUGUGUCUUAUAAAAUGUGUAUUUCACCGAAACUCAUCAAUGUAAGAUCAUUUGUUCCAAAUGUUUGAAUAAUAUUUUCUAGUUCUCUGUGGUCGGUGAUUUGCAGUCGUGUUUAUUUAUAUCAUUUUGUCAUUUUGACAAGUUCAAAGGAGAAGUUGUCUCUGAUUUGUGUUGUGAAUCAUAAUUUUAAACUUUUAGUCAAUGUACCGCCCACAGCGGCUGAAACCUCCUGAUCUCUCUAUGAUUUUAUGGAUUCAUUAGGAAAUAAACACAAUGUAAUACAAUGUAAUACAAUGUAAUACAAUAUAAUACAGUGGCUAAGUAAUGGGCUAAAGAAGAAGGAUGUUGUCUUUGCUUUGUGUCAAGUCAUCACAGUAAUUUGUUUAAGGUGUUGUGUGGUAGAAUUUUGUUUGUCAUUUGUCAAGCAAAAAUGUCGUUUCUUGUAAGCUCAGUGUUUCAUUUGAUUUGUCAUUAAACAGUUGAAAGACCAAAAGCUGGUCAUUCAUUUCUGAUGUCCUCUGAAUAAUAACAACGGUAUAUUCUUCCGUCAUGUAUAGUAUUUCCAAAGCAUUUUUUUGAAAAGUCUUUGCUAGUUGAGUUCCUUCGAGGUUUCAAAAUAUCAUUAUCGUGUUUGUAAAUAAUGCAUUUUCCUAGUGGUUAAGUCAGAGUCACUGUUGUUACAUAGGUUUUCAAGUUGUUUGAAGUAUCUUUGUAAGUUUGUCUCAGACAGCUGCAUUUUGAUUACUAAUCAUCAAAAAGGACAACACUUGGUGUGCCAGAGGCUUCUAAAGUUUUAGAACAAUUAGUCAAGUAGAUAAAGUCAUUUGGUUGUUUCACGUGUGUUAAAUUUGCUAUGUUGAAGUCAAAGGCUCUGCAAGUUCUGUAGAAGUGUUUAGUAAAUAAAAGCAAGCAUUUUCGUGCGUGAGACAAUUUUCAUCCUAAA